UUAUUUGACUGAUGGCCAGCAUACAAGAACUUGGCAUCUUUUCAAGAACGGAUGUUUUGUUAAUCUUUAUCAAAGUCCAUGUCACGGUUUUUAGUAGAGGACAGCAUUUGGAAAUAAAUGGUAGCAUAACUUGACCAUAUUGAAUUUAAAAAAGAUAAAACGAGGGACAAUGCAUAGCCUAACGUGGACAUUUAUAAUAGUCCACUGUUUGGGUGCCAUGGCCACAAAUUUGUCCCCUCUACCCUGUAAUGACAAAGGUGUGGAGAAACUGGCACGACUUGCCAUAACUUACAUCAAUGAGGACCGACAAACAGGAUACAAAUUUGCCCUCAACCGGAUUUUCAACGUCCACGUUUAUCCUCAGGGUCCAGCUGGGAAGGUCUACUAUCUGGACCUGGACGUUCUUGAGACCAAGUGUCAUAUCCUAAGCCCCAAAUCCUGGAAGCGUUGUGACAUAAGGCCUUUCAUGGAAACACAAAUCUCUGGAAAUUGCAACACCACUAUUUUACAUACACCAGAUGGAUUCUCUUACCUGUACAGCUAUGACUGCACUCUCGUUCCAGACCCACCAGAAAAGUUACAGAGGACAUGUCCAGACUGCCCCCUGCUGUUAGCCGUAGGCAGUGACAAGGCAGUGUCCACCGCUAAGACGACUCUUCAGAGAUACAAUUACCAGAGCACCUUACCAGUCAAACUGACCUUAGGAGCCAUUACCAGGGCCUCCCACCAGAUUUCUCCAGUUGCAGCCAGUUUUGUUGAGUAUACAGUCCAAGAGUGCACUGUGGCACCAGUGGAGGAGGUUUUGUGUGUGCCAGCAGAUGCAGGGAAAGGGGCCGUUGGAUUCUGCAUUGGGGCGGUUUUUGGUGCAGACCCUGCACAGGCAGGCGUUAAGGUGUCUUGUGAAAUAUUCCAACCGCAGCGCAUUGGGAUUUCAGCUGUUGUUCCACAGCAAGAGGAAAAGUCUAUCACUCGACAGGAUGCUCCAGCCCCUCCAGUUUAUGUUCCUGAUGCCCACGUCCCUACAUUUCAAGACACCAGUCAAGGUGGAUCUGUGCUAGUAGACCCUGUUCAACAGCUUAUUCCUCACGGUCCUAGACCACACCCAUCCCAUCUCCCUGUGUCCAGUGAAUCCAGCGAGUCAGCUGAGACAGGAUGUUCUUCAUCAGAAGAACUUCCAGGCUCUAUUCGCAUCGCCAGGCCUCCCGUAGACUUCCGCUAUGCAGCUUUGCGCCAGAAGAGACAGGCACCUACAGUCAUCAAACCCCUACACAGCCCCACUUUCCUAGCUGUUUUUCCCAGCACACCCUCACCUUUCCGUUCCUGUCCCGGUGCCUCACGCUAUACUACUGUGUCAGCCCUGAUCCAGGUGCUGCUUGCACUCAGUGAACCAGGGAAAUACAGCUGUGAGGAGGAGCAGGAUAAUUCUGCCAUUGAUGAUGCAGUGCAAUUCAUUAAUGAACUACACCACCAUGGAUACAAGUUCAAACUCAUCAAAAAGGAUAGCCGCACAUAUCAGAAGACGGGUGAUUCCUGUGAUGUUGUCAUGGCACUGACCUUAGAGGAGACCAUUUGCCACAUCGUGAACCCCAAACCUGUGCCUUCAAGCGAAGAACUGUUGGCCACCUGCCCUGAUUGCCCCACUCUUCUGCCUUUGCAUGAUCCUAAAGGCCUGGAGAGUGUGAAAGCUGCUCUUGACAAGUAUAAUAAGGAUGCUGAACAUGCAUCCUACUUUAAAUUACUGGAAGUAGGCAGACUAACUGCGCAGCAUAACAUGGUGUCCGGAAUGAGCUAUUUUGCUGAGUUUGCCAUAGUGGAGACUGAGUGCUCAGACAAGGUGAAAGCAGAGGAAAGACCAGCAUGCAAGUUGCUAUGCUCUCCAGCAGCUCGCUAUGGAUUCUGCCAGUCCACCCAACUUGGAAAUGGUAUUGUGACUGUAAAUUGUGAGAUUUAUGAUGCCCAGGAAAACGCUGCAAGCAUCAUAAAGGCCAUCACAGCCACCCAGGUCAUCAUGAGCGACAAGAACAUGGCCCCCGCCCAGGUCACCAUGACCGAUCUGAUCACCCUGAUCACCCACCACAUCAUAAACCAGGUCCUCCUGGUUUUCCUCAUCAUAGAGGUCCUCCUCACCAUGGAGAUCCUCCUCAUCAUGGAGGUCCUCCUCGUCCUGGAGGUCCUCCUCAUCAUGGAGGUCCUCCUCCUGGAGGUCCUCCUCAUCAUGGAGGUCCUCCACACCAUGGAGGUCCUCCUCAUCAUGGAGGUCCUCCACCCCAUGGGGGUGACCAUCACGAAAAGAAACGUCCAAAGCCAACUGGACCACCCCACCAGUUCCUGUCAAGAUCCUUCAAUUAAAGAUGCUGCUGCACAGGCUAUGGACAAAAUCAACCUAGAACGCAGCAAAGGCUACAUCUUUAGCCUGGAACGUCUCAGCAACGUCGGCCUGCUGCGCCACGGUGAGACUGGAGUGGUGUAUUAUCUAACAAUUGAUGUCCUUGAGACUGACUGCCACGUCCUCAGUAAGAAGAACUGGAGGAACUGCAAAGUCAGAGACAUUGGUGGACACCCGGUGUAUGGUCAGUGCAGAGCAGUGUUCUACAUAAACAGAUUUCAUAGAGUCUCCCGCCUCUACAAAUACAGCUGUGCAGUCAGGCCAGUCCCUACCUCCAAAAUUGCUUUGGUAUGCCCUGACUGCCCAGUUCUAAUUCCACUGGAUAAUGAAGAAGUCCAGAAGACUAUGAGGAUGGGCCUGGAGAAGUACAAUAAGGAGAGCAUGCAGGCUAACUACUUUACUCUUCUUAACAUCACAAGAGCUACUAGCCAAGCUGCAGAGGAGGAAAAGAAGAGGCAUCUGCUGGAACAGAAGCUGGACCACAGUCACAGUACCACUGCUGAUAUGUCCUUAGGGCAUGACCACACUCAUGACCACACACAUGCCCACUCCCCCUCACACACACAAGACCAUGAUCAUCCCCACGAUCACAGGCAUGAUCAUGACCAUAAAGCCCUGCAUGCCCACGAUCACACCAAGGAUUUCGGCCACCACCACACACAUGAACAUAACGAGGGUCAUGGUCAGUCCCAUGGUCAUGCACACUCCCAUCACCAUGGUCAUGACCAUGACCACACACACUCACACCACGCCAAAGCUCACAACCACACUCAGGACCAGGGCAAGCACCCUCACCACAACUAUGGUCACAGCGAUGGGGAAACCCAUGAGCAUGACCACGAGUUAGCGCUGGACCAUGAGCACAAACACGCACAUCUCCAUGAGUAUGAGCAUCACCACCAUCAUCAUGAACACCAGCAUGAAAGCUCAACUAAACGGCCUGAAGGAGUGGUCUACGUGCUGCCCUCUAUGGACAAGCCCAUGAUUCUUCCUUCCCACCCUGACCAGCCAGUGGCUGAGCCAGCACAGCCAUCCACUCUGCCCUUCCACCCUGACCCACAGAUUCCUGGAGAGAGAGAGCCCACCAUAAUGCCCUUCCCAUCUGCCCAGUCCAGGGAGUGCCCAGCAGACUUCAAGACUGAGAGCAAACUCAUUAAGGAGGUCUUUGCUCAGGACCCUCUCUUCAAAAGUGCUCCUGCAUGUGAAAAGCCUUUGCUGGUGAAAGUUCAGGGUUUGCUGUGUGACCAGAACUGCACACAUAUUUGCGUCUUCUCUGUCUGCUCAGGGUCGGCUAAAGGAGAUUUACUGGAGAAAAUGCUGCAAUACGUCUUUCUCUUAUUUAUAUGCUUGCACUUGCAGAAUGGUAUUGCCACACCUGAUCCUACAGGGUGCAUGGACCCGGCUAUUGUGAAGGCAGCUGAGGAGACACUGGAUCAUAUCAAUGCAUACAGAGAAGAAGGGUACAUCUUCUCACUGAACAGAAUAUAUGAUGUCAAGCAAGAGGCAAAGGAGGGAGGUGCAAGCCAGUUACAUCUGAUAAUAGACGUGCUGGAAACAAAGUGUCACGUGAUCAGCAGAAAGACAUGGAAGUCAUGUGAAGUAAAGACAGUUUCGGAUGUUCCAGUCUUUGGAAAAUGUGAAGCAUCAGUCACUUUUCAGACCACUAUAAUACUGCAUAACUUUAACUGCACCAUUCAGCAAGUUCCUGCUGUUGCCAUUGUUGACACUUGCCCAGACUGUCCAACAGCAGAGCGCCUGGAUGAACCUAUUAUAGUAGAGACAGCAAAUCUUUCUAUGCAAAAAUUUAACAAAGAGACAACCAUGCCCAAUUACUUUACUCUCCUGAACAUAACAUCUGCAAGUAUGCAGUGGGUUGUUGGUCCAGCCUAUUUUGUGGAGUUCACCAUUCAGGAGACAGAUUGUGCCAAAGCCUCAAAAGCCCCAACUGAUGUUAGUUUCACUCAAUGUCGCCCAAAGGAUGGUCCAUCUAUGAAAGGAUUUUGUACUGGCUCACACACAACCAUUGAUGAUGGCCCUGAGAUCAAAAUUCCCAUAGAGGUCAAAUGUUCCAUCUAUAAAUCAACACCUGAUACUGAGCCAGAGAAGUUCCAUGAUGCAAUCAACCACAGAACAACUGAAAAACCUACAACAGUCCAAACUCCCUCUGGAUCUGUGCUGCUUCUGCCCCCUCCACCCAUCCCGAUGCCACCCAGAGCACGGGCUGCUGCCAGCAACUGCCCUGGAGAAAGGAGACACUCCCUUGGACUAAGAGCACUGAAGCUGUGAACUAACUGUCCGUUAACGUCCUGUCCAUAGCACAUUAUGCAAUCCAAAAAGCACUGGUGUUCAUAUGUAUUAUGUUGUGGUGCUAACUACAUCUUCACAAGGCUGUGAGUUGUACUGUAUGUCUCCCUGUCAAGCCCACACUGUACACUCAUUACACUUUUGUAAGUUGACCUCAGACUACCUAUUAUCACAGAAUUAUAUGCUUUAAAAAGGUUUUACAAGACAGUAGGGUCUUAAAAAUCCAUCUUACCACUGGGUUAUGUAUUGGUUUUGAUUUGGGAUUCGAUCUCCAGUACCACUGACAGUGUGGACAUUUUGAACUUCCAGAUUAAAUCACUAUUUCUAUCAUCUA
Molecule: messenger RNA, 5024 nt
Organism: Colossoma macropomum (tambaqui)
Lineage: Eukaryota; Metazoa; Chordata; Actinopteri; Characiformes; Serrasalmidae
Exons: 26
Coding region: 170-4672 (1500 amino acids)
Biological process (GO): negative regulation of endopeptidase activity
Cellular component (GO): blood microparticle; extracellular region; extracellular matrix
Molecular function (GO): cysteine-type endopeptidase inhibitor activity
Source: RefSeq, a predicted model, not a curated record